This is a messenger RNA of Laetiporus sulphureus 93-53, 1263 nucleotides long. RefSeq names its product cyclin-like protein. The record is from RefSeq and is a predicted model, not a curated record. The transcript is spliced from 7 exons. Gene Ontology annotation, cellular component: nucleus; cyclin/CDK positive transcription elongation factor complex. Gene Ontology annotation, molecular function: cyclin-dependent protein serine/threonine kinase activator activity. The coding region runs from base 13 to 1149 and encodes 378 amino acids. Gene Ontology annotation, biological process: regulation of transcription by RNA polymerase II; positive regulation of DNA-templated transcription, elongation. Lineage: Eukaryota; Fungi; Basidiomycota; Agaricomycetes; Polyporales; Laetiporaceae.
CUCCGCUCAACCAUGAUGGAUCCAAAUUACUCGCAGGAAGUGCCUCAGUUUUCCGUUUCUCACAUCAAAUACCACCUACCCUACUUCACGCCGGCAGAGGUUGACCAAUUAGCGGACAAGCAACGGGGAAGGCUAUCCGUGACGCAGGAAGAGAAGAUUCGGCAACAGGCAUGCGGGUUCAUCGAAGCGGUUGGUGCAAAGAUUGGCUUUCCAAGAAAAACGAUAGCAACCGCUCAGAACCUAUAUCACCGCUUCCACCUCUAUUUUCAGAGGAAGGACUUCAGCUAUUAUGACGUGGCCUUAGCAGCACUGUAUGUCUCUUCAAAGAUGCAUGACACUCUCAAGAAACCCAGGGAGAUCCUGAUGGUUGCCUAUGCUGUGCGCUUUCCAGAGCUCGCGGCCAAGUCGAAGUCUGUCGCGGGUGAAAUUGACAUGGACCCAGCAACGGUCGAACAUGACCGACAGCGACUGUUAGCCGUUGAGAGGUUAAUUCUGGAAACCGUCUCUUUCAACUUCACGUCACGCCUCCCUUUUCCAUACGUGAUCAAGGCGGGGAAGGCUCUUCGAGCUAGUAAGAAGCUGACCAAACUAGCGUGGCGCUUGGCCAUUGAUAGUUAUCGCAGCUUGGUAAAUCUCGAGUAUCCUCCCCAUGUGGUCGCAUUAGGAUGCCUAUACCUGGCCGCUUCAUUGUCUUCCUUCGAGCAGGCUCCCUCUCCCGCACGGCCAGGCUACGCCAGCAGCGCCGAGAUCGCAGCUACGCUUGGUCAGUACGGACAGUGGGAGAAGCAGUUCCAAGCGCACGUACAGGACUUGGAAGAGAUCGCGUUUGUCGUCAUCGACCUGCUCGUGACGGCGUCACAAAAUGCGUUGGCGAACACCUCUCCAGUCACGCCGUCCUCUCCGUCUCCGCAUACUAGUCGGAGCCAGCACCGUCAAGCCUUGGCGCAAGCGCAGCCUCCGCCGGUCCCGUACAAGACAGACCAGCUGAUCCGUUUGAAGAUUCUGAUGCGGGAACAUGAGCAUCCUCCGAGACAGUGGGAGAUCGCGGUCCCUCGAUAUGAAGAGAACGAAGCGUCGUUACUGGGACGCAACGAAGGCACGGUCCGAUUCCUGUUCGGUCCCCCUGAUGUUGCGGAUGGUGGGUUCUGAUACGAUCAGGGGGCUGGAAUCCCAGAGAGCUUUCUGGCCUCUGUAGAUGCACCGUCGUAUCUGCUGUCUUCUGAUGUUGUACCUCUGCUGUCGUUGAUUAUUGCACCUUUGCAC